This is a messenger RNA of Acomys russatus (golden spiny mouse), 942 nucleotides long. Its product is annotated as taste receptor type 2 member 134-like. Gene Ontology annotation, cellular component: membrane. Lineage: Eukaryota; Metazoa; Chordata; Mammalia; Rodentia; Muridae. The record is from RefSeq and is a predicted model, not a curated record. Gene Ontology annotation, molecular function: G protein-coupled receptor activity; bitter taste receptor activity. Gene Ontology annotation, biological process: G protein-coupled receptor signaling pathway; detection of chemical stimulus involved in sensory perception of bitter taste; sensory perception of taste.
UUGGGGGUAAGGAGCUCAGUUGGUCUAAGCAAAUGCUCCCCAGAGAAGAUGUCCUUCUCGCCCAAGUCCAUCUUCAUGGUCAUUUUCUGCAUGCAGUCUCUAGCCGCUUUGCUGCAAAAUGGCUUCAUGGCCACCGUGCUGAUCAGGGAAUGGGUACAGAGCCAAGCACUCCCUGCGGGUGACAUGAUUGUGGCCUGCCUCGCUGCCUCCAGGUUCUGUCUGCAUGGACUAGCCAUUCUAAACAACUUCCUGGUCAGGUUUAUGCUUAGUCCCCAAAAGGAGUAUGUUGGGGUCUCCUGGGACUUCAUCAACACGGUCACUUUCUGGAUUACCACCUGGCUUGCCAUCUUCUACUGUAUAAAGAUCUCGUCAUUUUCGCAUUCCAUCUUCCUCUGGAUGAAAUGGAGGAUUUCUCGGGCGGUGCCCAGGUUACUGCUGGGAUCGUUGUUCUUUGGUGGGCUGUCAUCCAUUUCCUUAGUCACUGGGAAAAAAAUUGCCUGUCAAAUGAUGGCCUACGAAAACCGUACACAAGCUCAUACAGCAACAGCGUUCUAUAAGUAUUAUGUUCGCUGCCACGCCGUGCUGAUGUGGGUCGUUCCCUUCGUCCUGUUUCUGUUGUCUAUUAUCUUCCUUAUGUGCUCACUGUACUGGCACGUGAAACAGAUGCGGUACCACGGACCCCGACCUCACGAUCACAGGACCCAGGCUCACACCAUGGCUCUGAAGUCUCUCACCUUCUUCCUCAUCUUUUAUACAUCGUAUGUUCUGUCCCUGGUGAUGUCUGUCACAUACAUUGUAACUGCCUACGAUGCCUGGCACUGGGCCCGGGAAGUGAUCAUCUACACGGGCAUUUCCCUACAUUCCACCAUUCUGAUAGCAAGCAGCCGCAAAAUGAGAAGGGCCCUCAAGGUGUUUCCCAACCUUUGUACUGCCAGCUCAUAA